Molecule: messenger RNA, 267 nt
Organism: Talaromyces marneffei
Lineage: Eukaryota; Fungi; Ascomycota; Eurotiomycetes; Eurotiales; Trichocomaceae
Exons: 3
Coding region: 1-267 (88 amino acids)
Source: RefSeq, a predicted model, not a curated record
AUGCCGAGAUUCAAGCCUGGACAGUGGAUUGAGUACAGUCCUAUCGACGAUCCAUACCGACACAAGGGCGUCAUAGACUCGCUCGUAAAAGACGAUGAAGGCAAGCCUACCGGUCGAUAUAUGGUCAAGGAAAAUGACAUGCGAGACCGGAUGCAGACUGUGAAUGAGCGGUUAAUUUACAGGGUUGUGGAGAAGGAGCAGGAGAAGCCGCCUGAAAGAGUUCGCUAUCAAUACAAGGCGAGAUCGAAGUCGAGGGAUUUGGAAUAG